Messenger RNA from Trichoplax adhaerens, 2487 nucleotides. RefSeq lists its product as uncharacterized. The record is from RefSeq and is a predicted model, not a curated record. Lineage: Eukaryota; Metazoa; Placozoa; Uniplacotomia; Trichoplacea; Trichoplacidae. Bases 1 to 2487 code for a protein of 828 amino acids. The transcript is spliced from 2 exons.
AUGGCUCUGUCUAUGCAUAAUUUGUCCAUGUUCACUUGCGUAUCGAUCUUCUGGCUGUUUAUAUCCUUCCACCUUGUAGUAUUGGAAAGGGUGGAGACUGAGUGCCAUUCCAAUUGUCAAUUGAGCGUACUAAAUGAAACUCGAAUAUAUCAUGAUUUCAGGAAGAUUAUUAAAUCUCCAUCGGUUCGAGUUGUAUUUUUUCAUCUUUAUAAAAGAAAUGGCAAUGACCAUCUUCGAAGUUCAGUCCAUGAAAGCCCUAUUUUUUAUGCAUGGUUAAGAAAAGAUGUUGGAGAAGCUAUUUUCGCAUUACCUACUGAUUAUAUUACUACAAGCUUGAGUAUUUAUGCGAUCUUCUCAUCGGAAUUGCGAAUUAAUAUCACAGAAGCUAGUACUGACUGUUACAGUAACAUCACCACUGAUUUAUGUCGAGGAUUAACUAUAUUUAAAGUUCUGAGCAAAGUAUUUCAUUUAAAUUUGAAAAAGAACCAGAAUUUUUCGGAGAUACCUUAUGGUACUCUAUGUAGAAGAAAUUUUACUAUCCAAGGAAAUUCUAUUAGUAGCGUAGAUUACUCAUGCUGCGAAAAUGAAGACCUUAGUGAUGAUAUCAAUUUUGAUAAAUGUCUAACCCCUCAAAAAAUACUUUGGUAUGCGCCACUAAUGAGAAUAUUUACUAUCAUCCUAAGUACUACAUUGGCAGGAAUAGCUUUGACUAGGGUGGUUAAUAUGUAUAUCGAUUCCUUAGAAAAAAAAGCGGAAAUUGAUUCAGUAAGCGUUUCUAUUAUAAACCGGUUAAAGUUGCAGACAGCCGGAUACUUUUAUCUUCGAGAAAGUACAAUUAGCAAUCGUUGGGUACAAAUAGAACAUGUCCUGAUGCAUAUCGUUUUGUUCUUUCUUGCUGCUUUUGGAGGAUAUGCAUCUGUUGUAGCACAGAUCUAUCCACCUAUUUUCAUGGUUUUUCCCUUCAUCGGUCAUCUAUCAGUGCCCAAGCCAAUAGUGUUCAGGUAUUUUGGUGUUGGUAUCUUACAUGGAUUGUUUACAAUAAUCAUAAUUGCGGCUCACCUAAAAGAAUUUUGGUUAACCAAUUCGUUAGCGUAUCAACUAAAACGAGCUUCUCUAACUACACUCAAUUAUAAAAUCUUAAUGCGAAGUAAUUAUAGCCAGUUGCACUUUCAACUUACAAUUCGUAUUAAAGACAUAAUAAAUGAUUUGAGAUCUUUCCAUGUGAUAAAAUUUAUCAAAAGCUUCUUGACAUUUAUAAUUUGUUUACCUUUCUUUAUUUUCGGUGCUAUCGAACUUUUACGAAUAACAUUAUUUAUCUCUGAAGUGCUUGCAAUUAAAUUGAAACGUAACUUUCUCUUUACACAUUCUAAACAUCGUCAUCUUAAUUCUAUUAUGUCUGCUAUCUUAUCUCUCGUAGCUCUAACAUAUUCUGUUUUUACGAUAGCCGAAUUUUGGCUUUUUUUCCAAGUCAUUUUCCGUACCAUUAUUAAUGUAACAACUUUUAUCGUCGCCCAUUCUGUUUAUUUUAGCAUUACUAUUGUCGUCGUGAUACCUUAUGUACAUUAUAUUAUGAAACUGAUUGACUCUUAUAAAAAGAAGGGAAAUAUGCUUCCUAGGUAUAUCAUCCAUUUACAGCAAAAGGUAGAAUCACGAAUUGAUGAUAUCUUAACUGCUAAACAAGGAAAGUUAGAAGUCUAUUUCUUCAUCUCUGGUAGUAUUGAUAAUCAUAUAAUAACAAUCGAUUUACCGGAAAUGUUACAAGACGAUAGAAUAGAACAACAUGUACGACAAUAUUUACAACAGAUUUUGUUACAAACUGGUUAUGGAUUAUCUGAUGGAAUAUGUAGAAUUGUAUUUCAAUACAGUAUAAAUGAUAAUGAUACUGAUGUCGAUGUAACAUUGCCUGAAGACUACAAUCACUGUCUAUUUUUCACGGAUAACGCCAAUCUAACCGGGUUAUUAACAUGCAUUAGUCAACAUCUACAAAGUAAGAAAGCAGGAUACUUUCAAGCAAAGUUAAGUAAAGUCUAUUACAAGAUCCAUAAUAUCGGUGAUAGUCAAUGCAUUGGAAUUCCAUCAGAAUUAUUUGGCUAUUUACGAUAUUACGCACCUGAAGUAUCGUUGAGUCUGUGGCAAAUUUUCUUUAACAUCAUGGUUACGACAUGCAUAUUUUUGGCAUUUAUUUUGGCAGUAUUAUAUGACUCAAAAUGUUGGUCAUUUACAUCGUUAAGCUCAACUAUUGCCAAUACGCCAAUCGUCUAUAUCGCUACAGUUCUAUCUUUGAAAUAUCUUAAAGUAGCCGAGUCUGAUGAAGAAAUAACAAAAGAAAUGUUAUUAGCUAAUUUAAUAUUAUACAGAAGAGGCUAUCGAUUAUUUUGUAGAAGAGGUAUUGAAUUUCAGCCUCUUUCACAAAUAAUGCAGAUAUUCUAUACUAAUCCUAAUCCUCGACGAAAUUCUGAUUUAUUGGGAUAUAAGAGCGUCAGUUAA